AGCCGUAUUGCUCAGUUACUGUACAGCUUUCGGAUGAACGUCUUCAGUUGUAGCCUUCAUCCACUCCGUCCGAUUCCUCUAGGGCUCGUUCAGUCGCCAUGUCGCGUUUUUCUGACGUCUAGAGUGUCGGUAGCGCGUCGAACGUUUGCUACGGAUUCUCCUCAGGAAAAGCCCCCAAAGCCCAAGGCUUCGACACCGCUCCGUCGAGCAGCGUCCGCGUCCCUGCCAAUCCGUUCCAACCCGACGCCGACGCGCAGCUCAAUCCAGCCCGUGUUCACCCUGACGACAGCAGAGCGUUAUGCACUUGGCCGGCUGCCUGCGUACCUCCCUCCGAACGCACGGUCGCUGCACGAUGCGUGGUGGGUGCCAAAGUGGGGCACAGACGAGAAGGAGGGAGAGAUCUUCGUGUUUGGGAAUGGUAGCAUCGUGUGCUGGGGCCUUGGAGAGACGGAAGCAGAACGGUUUGCGCGAAACGUGGUUGCGAGGGCGAAGGCAGAGAUUGGGUCAUUGAGGGAGCCAGAGACGGAGGACUUGGAGUUCGUCACGGAUCCUUCGGAGUGCGCUGUCCUUUACAAGAAGACUCGUCUGCAAGGUGAUCUAAUCAUCCUUGGUCAGACUCCAACGCCAGAGUCCGAAGACACCAUGCCCGUAGACCUCCCGCCGUCCGCCUUGCCACAAGAGACACUCUUAGCCCGAUACUCUUAUUCUCAAGCUCUCGCUCGGUCUACUGCACUUUCGGCUCUUGAAGUCUCUUUGGAAGUCUACCUGUCGUCGAUGGCGCAGCUUCCGGAUUCGCUCAUCCGCACUGGUCGACCUGGGCUUGGACGCAUUGCCCUGGUCAAGAAGCUCGGCGAGCUGCUGAAGUUUAGACAAGGUUUGAACCUCAACAGCGAGAACUUCUACGAUACACCAGACCUCUAUUGGGCCGAGCCAGUGCUUGAAGGAUAUUUCAACGCACUUAGCAAUGCACUUGAGAUGAGGGCACGAAUUCGAUCUGUGAACGACAAGAUCACCUAUGCUGCAGAGAUGCAAUCAGUCCUCCGCCAAUUGCUGACUGAGACCUCGGGACAUCGUAUGGAGCUCAUCAUUAUUCUCUUAAUCGCUGUCGAGGUGGUUAUUUGUCUCAUACGAGAUGGGCCCGAGCUGUGGCAUAUGAUCACAGACGAUACUGUGGCCGAGACCCAGACGCACGAAAAGCGUAGGGUACAUUAAUUAACCCCGUACUUCCUCCUAUAUCUACAUACUGUACCGUCUUCUCGCAUCUUCUCUCCCCACUCAAAACCACCCCUCUUCGGCGUAUAAUACCUCCCAUAUUAUUAUAGACAGUUUCCGAUUCUAAGUACGGAUGGCUGAGUUGGAUUGUCGAUUAUCCGCGGAAACCCAGGGUCUGCAGUUC
This is a messenger RNA of Phanerochaete carnosa HHB-10118-sp, 1396 nucleotides long. RefSeq lists its product as uncharacterized. Lineage: Eukaryota; Fungi; Basidiomycota; Agaricomycetes; Polyporales; Phanerochaetaceae. The coding region runs from base 34 to 1212 and encodes 392 amino acids. Gene Ontology annotation, biological process: positive regulation of mitochondrial translation. The transcript is spliced from 6 exons. The record is from RefSeq and is a predicted model, not a curated record.